Molecule: messenger RNA, 1611 nt
Organism: Carya illinoinensis
Lineage: Eukaryota; Viridiplantae; Streptophyta; Magnoliopsida; Fagales; Juglandaceae
Product: cinnamoyl-CoA reductase 1
Exons: 3
Coding region: 509-1492 (327 amino acids)
Molecular function (GO): oxidoreductase activity, acting on the CH-OH group of donors, NAD or NADP as acceptor
Source: RefSeq, a predicted model, not a curated record
UCGAAGAGGCUGCUUCAUUUACGGCUGUGGAUAGGAAUAUUGGCUUGCUUUUGUGAACACAAACACAUGCACAGUCUGACCUACGUAUCAUUGCAUCCUUAUGUUCCUGAGUAGUUAAUCGCGUGCAGAUCUAUAUCUGUUUUAACCCCUCUGCAGUUAAAUUCAGAUUAUUCAACGUUUGUACAUCUUUUUGGGUAAAUGAAGAGGAUGGUAGAGUGCAAUUGGGGAGGUGGUCGUGAUCAUAAUAACACCUAUAUUAGAUUCAAGUUUUAGAUAAGAUGUUUCGCACAAAUCACGGACUUGCAGAUUUGCAUGAAGUUUGAAUUCAGAUAAUAAUUUUUAAAUAAAAUAUCUCAUCCGAUUGUUAUGAAUUCUGUUGUGAAGUGUAAAGAAUUUGAUUUUGGGUGAAAAACGGAAAUCAUGCUUUAUUUAUUUUCGAACACAAACCGAGCAUUUGCAGGUUGAAAAAUUACAGAUUCAGAAUUAAAGCUAAGAAACAAGAAAAAAUAUGGCUGACGAUAAGCGGCAGGAGGCAGUCUGCGUGACCGGAGCCAACGGGUUCAUUGGAUCAUGGCUGGUCAAAACCCUCCUCAACUCUGGCUACUCCUCCAUCCACGCCUCCAUUUUCCCCGGCUCCGAUCCUUCCCACCUCUUCGAUCUUCCCGGCGCUAAAGACUGCCUGGUGGUGUACGAGGCCGACAUCUUGGAUCUGGAUGCAGUAUGCAAGGCCGUCGAUGGGUGUAAGGGUGUCUUUCACGUUGCCUCGCCUUGCACGCUGGAGGACCCAAAGGAUCCCGAGAAGGAACUGGUUCUGCCUGCUGUGCAGGGCACCCUCAAUGUGUUGCAAGCUGCUCUGAGGUCCAAGGUGAGGCGCGUGGUCCUCACUUCUUCCAUUUCUGCGCUGGUUCCCAACCCUAACUGGCCCCCGCACAAAACCUUCGACGAGUCCUCCUGGACCGACCUCGAUUACUGCAAAUCUCGCCAGAAAUGGUAUCCAGUGUCGAAGACAUUGGCGGAGAAAGCAGCUUGGGAAUUUGCUGAGAAGCACGGAAUAGAUGUUGUAGCCAUCCAUCCGGCUACAUGUCUUGGCCCACUCUUGCAAUCUGGUUUGAAUGCGAGCUGUGCAGUAUUGCUGAACUUGCUACAGGGAUCGCAGGAUACUCAAGAAUAUCACUGGCUGGGAGCUGUGCAUGUUGGAGAUGUAGCCAAGGCGCAAGUUUUGCUCUUUGAGACUCCUUCUGCUUCCGGUAGAUAUCUGUGUACCAGCGGUAUCUAUCAGUUUGGUGAUUUUGCUGAGAGAGUGUCUAAAAUUUUCCCUGAGUAUCCCAUCCACAGGUUUACCGGGGAAACUCAGCCAGGACUGACGGCAUGCCAAGAUGCAGCGAGGAGAUUAAUUGAUAUGGGUUUGGUCUUCACUCCUGUUGAAGAUGCUGUUCGGGACGCGGUGGAGAGCCUCAAAGCUAAAGGCUUCCUGCCCCCACAAACUGCCUGAGUCUUAGGCUAUUUCGUUAUUAUUAUUUUUUAUUUUUUAUUUUUGUUGGACUCUAUUAAUGGCAAAGGUUGCAACAAAGUUUUUAUUUUUAUUUUCUAGAAGUGAUCCAAUUACUCUCA